UCUCUUUCCCAGCCAUCCCCUUCCUUUCUUUGUCUGUCUGCUGGAGGGGGAACAAACAGGGUGGAAGCGAGAGACAGUGUGUGUGAGUGCGUGUGAGAGACAGACAGCAAGUGAGUGAGACAGAAAGAGAGAGUGAGGGGAGGGGGAGAGGGGGACUAGUGUGCAGGAAGAAAGGAAAGAAAGAAAGAAUGAAGGAACUGCAGUCAUCUGUGUGACACCUUCUGUCUGUCAGAAACUGGAAGUAAAGUCAGGUGCUGUUGUUGUGGUGUCACACUUCUGCACUGGAGGGAUUCCCACACACACUAGUGUGGCUGGAUGUAUCACACAGAGCACCAGUAUUCUGGCCGGUACUCAUGGGACUCCUUCCCCUCUGGCGGUUCCAGCAGGGCUUCAUGGGCUCCCGGCUCCAGCCGGCACUUGCCCCCGCCAUCCAGGGGCAACGGUGGAGGGUACCAGUCAACCCUGAGCCAUGGUUCAGGAAGAAACUAUCACAAAGUGUAUAACAGCAGACUUGGGGAGUUUAGCAGGCACAGAGUUUAUGAUCACCCCAGAGAAAGAGGGCCAAACAGUAGAGAUCGGAUCGCAUCGUGGUCUUGGGGAUCGAACCAUCACCAGAACCCUGAUCGGUCCGUGCUGAACGGAUACAGCUCAGGAUGUGGAGGACAUGUUCCCAAUAAUCAGCCUCCAAGGUAUGGAGGCCCUCACCAGCAUCAUCGGACCCUGAUGACAGGAAGGUGGAGUCCGGUGGCUUCGUCCAGAUCCUAUCAAAGUCCCUCACUUAAACGCCCACCCCCCCGAAACCCCUCACCAUCAAGAGACGACUGUCUCAGCAAGAGGAGCAAAAGUGACAACUCGCACCAGGCUCUUCCUUCAAAGAUUAAGCACCCCAUGCCUAUGAAUCACCCUCCCUUGUCUCAUCUCCCCCGCACCUGUAGCCCCCCGUACCGCAGUGACACCCAGUGGAGUCAGUCAAAUAAGAGACAGUCUGCUUCAGGCUUUCAGGAGUCGAGUCAUUCCAGUAGCAGAGAUCAACUUCACAGGAACCAUCCGGUGCUCUCAUCAACCCUCAACGGCCCUGGCCAAGAUUUUCACAGCUCAAAAUCCCUGAAACUUGGCCACCUCCACGCUUACAGUCACCAAAUCCAUGAUCACCUGGGACCCCAUGGAUCCAAAGGGGACUGGGAGCGUUCUAUUCCGCCCUCACCAGCAAACCUUACCAGAGUGCCUUAUAGCCCCCAGCACCAGCCUCCAGUGGGCCCACACAGGCACCCAGUACCUCAUGCCAGCCGUGGUUCACCCACACCAGCCUGGAAGGACAAGCAGAGCAGUGAAACCAGGGGCUCUGGUCUAGGGCCUGAUGAGCGGCAGCAACUGCAAGGGAUGAAAGAAGGAGGGAGAUAUCACAGCACCCCAAAACACAUCCAAGUCCAUUGCAGCCCUGAAGGUAGAAGUGUUCGACAUGGCACCACGUGCGGGAGGGCAAGCCUGUCCCCGAGCCCCGAACCUGGGUCCGGCUCUCAGAGGCUAGAGGGGCAGAAAAUUCGGGGUUCGAAACACAGAGCUGCACUGACUUACACCAAGCCCAGCUACUCCAACCACAGUGGCCAGGAGAGCCAAACGCGUCUGUCGGAUACAGAUACGUUAAAGCACGUUGAGACUAAGAAGCGACACAGAGAGCGAGAGAAAAGACAAGAGAGGAAAGGAAAGGAGGGGGCGGACGAACGAAAGGCAAGGAUAUUACGAAAACUUGAGGCAAAGAAAAAGAAAAAAGAGAGGCAAGAGAAAAGAAGCCACCGGGAAAGGAAAGGAAGCCAUAGAAAAGGCGAGUUAGGGGGACAGUCUGAGAGGAAAACUAAAGACGAGAGGAAAAGAGCGAGGAAAGCAGAGAGAAAGCAAGGGGAGAAGGACCAUUUAAGAAGAGAAAUAUCUUCCAACACUCCUUCUUGCGAUUCACCGAGUCAAAGCAAAGACUCCGACGUCCCUGAGGAUCAGCCAGUGGCAGCUUUUUCGGAAACGUCACUGUGUGUUCCCAAAUACACAAAACAUGAAGAAGAGGAAGAGUUGAACUGUGACACCGACUCUUCACACACCUCAGGGUUCAUUUUGCCCUCCACCCCACCUCUAACGAAUCAGAACCAUCCGCUUCAGAGCCAAUCAAAUGACAAUGCCGAUAAUGUAACCUCAGAAAGUGACAACAGCUUUCCAUCCUGUGAGCCUACACCUACAAACACCAGCAGUUUUAGGUCUCAAAACAAACAGCUUGACCAGGUGGACAUUACAUCUGAACCCACUGCUAGCAGUGAGCAGGAGUUGCCAGUGUUAGAUUACUCCAAUUGUUUCGAGGAAAAAGUUCCUCAAGCUGAGGAGAAGAACCAACACGCUCCAGAUCUUCUACCUGCCCACAGUAAUUCUAUGGAGGACCAUCUGCGACUGGAUCCCUCAGCUAGUCCCCCAGUACUGAGCUGGCAAGGCUCUCCUGUUUCAGAUCUCAGCGAGGAAGAGGAGGAUGAAGCAGGAGCCAACAUAGCAGGCGUGAUCAGGAGACCAGUCCUCCAGCCAAGCCCAACUCAUUCAUCUCCAAUCCGAGACCCAGAGGAAAUCUGGAAAGAUCCAGGUCAACCCUCUGGUGUGGACUACUGCCACAGCGACCUGGCCAAACUGUAUGGCUUUGCUGAGCCUUUGAAUGAUGUGGAGGAAGAAGAAGACACAGAACCCAUGGCAGAGCAGCAGGACAGUAGCACAACAACCUCUCAGGGACCGCAUCUGCAUGACACUGACUGUACCUUGGCCUCAAACAGCCAUAAGUACACCUACAGAGGUGGCCCCUUUUGUCGGCCCCCUCCUAACACGGUGACCGGGGUCAAAUACGCGUCCUCUCUUUCACUGGGACCAGAGAUACACUCUCCAGAACAGCACAGUCCAUCUUCUACAUCCCCAAGAGCCGUGUCUCCACUCGCCAUGCCCUUGACCAGCCUUUCCCCUUCCAUAUCUACCUCAAAUCAUCUAAAGCCUGAUGAAAACAUGCAGGCAAAUAAAGAGGAAAAAGAGGACAGCAUUGUUCAGAACGACGGUGAUGACAAAGCUAUAAAAGAACAAAGCUGUACCUCUCUGGUGAAGGAGAACGAGGCCAAGGUGUUGCCACCCACCAUGUCACCCGCUACCCUGCAGGCUAAACUGGUACACAGCUGUGAGAUGCUACUGAACCAGAGCACCAGUACCCUCCCUGGAAAGGAAAAAACUAAAACCAAGCUGGAGAAGAAGAAGCAAGGGCAAAGUAGGGACAGAAAGAGAGAGCAGGAGAAGAAUCAAAAAACAAAAGCCGGAGGCAACGGUACGACGGAAGAGACGAGCGUCAGAGAGGAAAACGUGCGGCGUAAAAAAAAGCAGAGCAGAAACACCAAAAGUGAAAAACAACAUUGCUCAUCUAAUGGUGAACCCUCGAAGCAGCUCGCCAAGGUCCACAACAAACAAGAGGUAACGGAGAGGAAACUAACCGAGACCGAGAAGAAGCAAAGAAAAGGGAAUAAGGAGAGAGCCAAAGUUAAACAGGAAAACAAGGACGGAGACGCAGGAUGGACGAAAUCAACCACCAGCAGAAGUGGAUCCGGUACAGCUCCGGCUGUUCGGGUUUUGUCCUCCGUGCCGCUGAAGGAGCUCAAGAUUCAGCUGGUGAAACUCAAGAUCGCUGGGAGGCAAACGUUCGUCGCCUCAGAUUUUGAGCAGAAGAGAAUCCCGCUGGAAGAAAUUAGCAUCAACAACAGUGCAGCAGAGAUCAUUAGAGCCUGCAGAGAUACGAAGGUGAAGGGUCAUUUCCGUGAGUCCUACCUGCUCGCGUCUCUGUCUGUGAAGCCUGUGCUGAAAGUCGAGACUCAGAUUCCCAGAGAGAAGCUCAACCCGCCCACGCCAAGCAUCUACCUGGAGAGUAAAAGAGAUGCGUUUUCUCCGGUGCUACUCCAGUUCUGUACAGAUCCCAAAAACCCGGUAACUGUUAUCCGAGGCCUGGCAGGAUCACUCCGACUCAACCUGGGGUUGUUCUCCACUAAGUCUCUGGUGGAAGCGAAUGCUGAGCACGCCGUGGAAGUGAGGACGCAGGUACAGCAGCCGGCUGACGAGAACUGGAACACGACCGGCUCGGCUCAGACUUGGCCAUGUGAGAGCAGCCGAUCUCACACCACCAUCUCAAAGUACGCUCAGUACCAGGCCUCCAGCUUCCAGGAGAGCCUACAGGAAGAGAAGGACAGUGAGGAUGAAGAUGAAGGUGAGAGAAAACCAGAACCACAAUCUGAGACUCCAUCCAGCAGCCUGCCCUGCACACUGAGCUCGGAGCAGAAGUCCGCCGGCAAAAUCAUCAAGUUUGGUACCAACAUCGACCUUUCUGACCCAAAGAGGUGGAAGUUGCAGCUGCAGGAGUUGUUGAAGUUGCCCGUGUUCAUGCGCGUCUCCUCCACGGAGAACAUGCUGAGCCACGUGGGACACACCAUCCUCGGGAUGAACACUGUUCAGCUGUACAUGAAGGUCCCAGGCAGCCGCACACCAGGACACCAGGAGAACAACAACUUCUGCUCGGUGAACAUUAACAUCGGGCCUGGAGACUGUGAGUGGUUUGCUGUACACGAGCACUACUGGGAGGCCAUCAGUCACUUCUGUGAGACAAACGGAGUGGACUACCUGACGGGUUCGUGGUGGCCGGUUCUGGAGGAUCUGUAUCGCUCCAACAUCCCCGUGUACCGUUUCAUCCAGCGUCCUGGAGAUUUAGUGUGGAUUAACGCGGGAACCGUGCACUGGGUUCAGGCCGUCGGCUGGUGCAACAACAUCGCCUGGAACGUCGGGCCGCUGAACUCCUAUCAGUAUCAGCUGGCUCUGGAGCGCUUCGAGUGGAACGAGGUGAAAAAAGUCAAAUCGAUCGUUCCUAUGAUUCACGUCUCCUGGAACGUCGCCCGUACAAUCAAGAUCAGCGACCCGAGCACUUACAAAAUGAUCAGACAUUGCCUCCUUCAGUCCAUGAAACACAUCCAGAUCCUGAGAGAGCAGCUCAUAGCAGAAGAGAAGAAGAUUUGUUAUCAGAGCCGGAUGAAGGACGAGCCGGCCUACUACUGCAACGAGUGUGACGUGGAGGUGUUUAACCUGCUCUUCGUCACUAGUGAGAGCAGCAAUAGGAAGACCUACGUGGUGCACUGUGAGGACUGCGCUCGCCGGAGGAGCUCCUGCCUCUCUGGUGUUGUGGUGCUCGAACAGUACAGAGUAGAAGAGCUGAUGAACACCUACGAUAACUUCAACCUGGCUUCUGUUCCGUGUUCGAAAUGAUCGCAAGGUGUUUGAUGUCACACAGCCAUGACCAAAUCUCCUGUCUGCUCGUCAGCAGCGGUGCCAACGUUCAGUUCUCUGCUUUAUUUUUUAGCAUUAAUUUUAUUGUUGUUAUUUUUUUUUUUUACUCCAAACCACUACUGCGGACUCUCCGAUCCACAAGCUGUUUACUCGACACUGUUUACAGAACCACAUCAGCAGGUGCUUCACCGACUCGCUCGUCUUCCCCCUUCACCAGCUACUGGAGUCACGAUGCUGUUACGACGCUGUUACGAUGCAUUAUAAUGCGCUCUGAGGUUAGAGACCGGCCGGAGACCUGCCACGUACAGACACACCGGUACACUGGACCUGAGCAAGUCAUAGGAACUGUGUUCGAUUUUUUUUUUUUUUUUAAAUAAAUGAAGCUCAUUCACACACACACACACACACACACUCACUCUCUCUCUCUCUCUCUCUCUCUCUCUCUCUCUCUCUCUCUCAUUCACUCUCUCUCUCUCACUCUCUCUCUCUCACACAAAGCAAAACAAACUGCUGUGACCGUUCACAAUCGCCGAAACGUGUGAACUCAUUCAGGUACUAUUGUAGUUUACAUUUAUGCAAAUGUCUCAGUUUAUUUAUUCAGCGUCUCUGGUGCUUUUAUACGACACAAUAUAACAGCAGGGGAAGGAGCUACACACACACACACACACACACACACACACACACACACAGGCAUUACGAGAGGUUGUUGCUACAAUCAUAUUGACGUGAACACAUUUACUACAACGCUAAACUUUCUAAAUGCUGUUUGCAUACUGAUCUGGGUGCUAUUAUUUUUACUUUCAUUUUUUUUUUUUAAAAGGUUUUCAAAAAAAAGGAAAAAAAAACUUUAACACCAUUUUGGCCUUGUGACAGAUUUUAAAAAGGCAAAAAAUAACAAAAAAAAAAACAAAAAAAAUAGAAAACAUUAAUGCAAUAUGAAUCAUUUUUACAACAAUAUUGCAUUUUUUUUCUCAGAGCAUUAACAAUUUUCACAAAUAUUAAAAACAAAAAAAACAAACAACAACAAUACGGGUUCAAAUCUUAUUUGCAUUUGUCCAGAAAACCUUGUGAGUGUUUAGUGAUCUUUUUUUUUUUUAGUAUUAUUGAUUUUUUUUUAUUUUUAAAUAAUAUCGAUGAUUCCUGUUGGGUUUUUUGUUUUUUUGUUUUUUUUUUCUGCGAUUUAUUUUUGAAGAAUUGAAUUUGUGUUCAUUAUUUUUUGUGUGUGUGUGUGAUUUUAUUUAUUCGACUUCUCCGAGUGUAUUUAUUAAGACAUACGUGGUGCUCCUCUUUACGAGGGAAGUCCAGAUAUUUUGUAAAUUUUCAAGAAUUAACCCUUUCAGAACCAUUUAUAGGCACAUCGUCAGUUGGGAGUUUCUGGGUUUGAUCGGGUCGUCAUGGCGACGAGGGUCUGAAGGGGUUAAUCGUGCUGAUUUCUGAGGUGGUGCUGAAGCUGAGACGGAGGACGUUUAAUUCGUGAUGGUGCUUGAUCCCCCUUGGCUCGGCGUCCCUCGGCGUGUAUAUGAUCUAGAGAAUUACAUAUGAAUAUUAACGAUAUUAAUCUCACAGCUUGGUGCUUAGAACAAAGUCUGUACAACCUGAAUGUCUUUGUACUGUAUCAGAUUCAAGAGUUUGUUUUUACCUUUUUACCCCCCCCCCUCCCCGUUCCACGAAACAAAGCGAUACGAGACGUCGUGCCGCGCGUUGACGACGACGCCGACGACGAUCGCGAUCGUUCUUCUUAACGAUGUUUUAAACGAUGAUGUUUCUCUUGCAGAUUUCCAGAAGACCGGUUGGUUUCUUUCUCUCCACUCGUCUCUUUUACUCUUUAUGAUUUAUGAUUUUAUUGUAAAAGGUAAAAAAAAAGAAAGAAAGAAAGAAAGAAACAGAAAAAGAAGAAAAAACCAUCAGACCUGUCUUAAACACCUGUGUGAUUUUGUGUGUCAUAAUUGAUAUAAUAAUAAUUAUACCUAUGACUGAAAAAAAAAAAAAAAGAAAUAAAAAACGUUUUCAUAAA
This is a messenger RNA of Tachysurus fulvidraco (yellow catfish), 7339 nucleotides long. RefSeq names its product lysine (K)-specific demethylase 6B, b (gene kdm6bb). NCBI's taxonomy places the organism in Eukaryota, Metazoa, Chordata, Actinopteri, Siluriformes, Bagridae. Gene Ontology annotation, biological process: regulation of gene expression; heart development. The record is from RefSeq and is a predicted model, not a curated record. Bases 316 to 5304 code for a protein of 1662 amino acids. The transcript is spliced from 21 exons. Gene Ontology annotation, molecular function: chromatin DNA binding; histone H3K27me2/H3K27me3 demethylase activity; RNA polymerase II cis-regulatory region sequence-specific DNA binding. Gene Ontology annotation, cellular component: MLL3/4 complex.